CUUGUUACACAAUGUUCUUUCAAAGGUUGUGUACAUUUGUCAGGGAACAGAACGGACUCGUCGUGACUGUUAAAACAACAACAAGUGGACUCUUCUUGAGAGAAGAAGCUACAAAGUCUGUCAUCAUGAGCUCCUGACAUCUGCCUGGUUCGUCCGUCGAUAUGAGCGGUGCUGCUCUGGCUGUUGUGGUUGUAGUUGUCUUCUUCUUGGCCCUCUGCCUCCUCCAGCGCUAUGGAGACUUGCGGAAGCAGCAGCGGCUGGUCCUCCUAGGGACACUGCUCUCCUGGUACCUCUGCUUUCUCAUCGUCUUCAUCCUGCCACUUGAUGUCAGCACGACCGUCUACAGGCAGUGUCUUCUAGACACUUCAAACCGACCUACGCCUGUAACUCCGACUAAUCAGACUCAAGCCAGCUCAUCUCUUUAUCCAUCUGUGCGUGUACCAAGGUGUGUGCAGCCCUGGAGUUACAUCCCAGAUGGUGUCCUCCCAGUGUUCUGGAGAGUUGUUUACUGGACCUCCCAGUUUCUUACUUGGCUGUUGUUGCCCUUCAUGCAGUCUUAUGCACAGUCCGGAGCUUUCUCCAGAGUUGGAAAGAUUAAAACGGCUCUCAUUGAAAAUGCAAUCUAUUACGGCACCUACCUCCUCAUCUUCAUCUCUCUGCUCAUCUACGUGGCUGCUCACCCUCAGUGGAAACUCACAUGGGCGGAACUCCAGACCAUCGGUAUUACAGCUGCCAACACCUGGGGCCUCUUCCUUCUGGUGCUGUUGCUCGGCAAUGGCCUGGUUGAGAUCCCUCGUUCUUAUUGGCUCUCAUCUUCCCAUGGUUACCUGCUGGCAAAGGCCUACUUCAAGGCAGCAAAACUGUCUGCUGAGAAGGCUGCAGCUGAGGAGAACCUAGCAGAUGUAAUGGAGGAGGUGGCAGCUGUCCAUGAAUGUGUCAGGCACGACCAUUCUCUCAGGAAAUGUGUGGACACCAUUUUGACAAAGUGUCCCGCUGAUUACCAAGAGGACCUGGGAAAUGACAGUGAAACCACCUCUGUCCCUCCCACCAAAAAUGGACUCAUUAGGCUUCAUAAAAAAGUUAUAUCUGCAGUGCAGAGACAAAGUCAGACUCGGGUUCAGUGGUCGAUCUUGUUGGACCAGGCUUUUCAUCUGGAAGAUGUUGCUAAAAGCCAGAACAGCCCGGUCAAGCACUUUUUCCACAGCUUCCCCUCCACUCACGGCCACAGCUGGAUCCGAAGGUUCAUUUACACACCCACUGUGGAGUGGUACUGGGAGUGUGUGUUGCGGCAGGGUUUCUACAGGCUGCUGGCUUUGCUCCUGUGUUUCUUCUCCAUUGUAGUCGUGUGGUCCGAGUGCACCUUCUUCAGCACACACCCCGUCCUUUCUCUCUUUGCUGUGUUUAUUCAGAUGGCUGAAAAAAAAUACAACUACAUUUCAAUCGAGGUGGCGUGCUUCAUCACUAUCUUCUUCCUGUGUGUGUGUGUCUACUCCACAGUGUUCAGGAUACGAAUUUUCAACUACUAUUACCUGGUGCCACAUCACCAGACCGAUGCUUACAGCCUGCAGUUUAGCGGCAUGUUGUUUUGUCGCCUCACUCCACCUUUGUGCCUCAACUUCCUGGGCCUGAUUCACAUGGACUCGGCCAUCUCGCACCAGGAUAAAAUACAAACAUCCUACACUUCUAUCAUGGGCUCUAUGUCUCUGCUCUCCUUCAUAUCUGAUGGCUUCUAUAUCUAUUAUCCCAUACUGGUUUUACUGCUGUGCUUAGCCACUUUUUACAAUUUGGGCUCUCGUUGUUUGAACCUCCUGGGCUUCCAUCAGUACAUUACUGCCGAUGACUUGACCUCAGACUUGGUGAAUGAAGGCACAGAACUCAUCAGACGAGAAAGAAGGAAAAGACAGAAGGCUGAAGAUGGAGAAAAUCGCAGAUGGGCCUGGAGGGAGCAGUAUGGAGCUCAGGGGACCAGCGAGCAGAACACAGCGGGUUACUCUGAGAUAAAGGAUAACAAGUGCAGCCCUUUGAUGGCGAUCAAGAAAAGUGUAAUCACAUUUAUCAGAAGAGACGAAGAAACGGAUGAGCAGCAGACAAGCUUACUGCAAGAUGACUCCAAUGAUGAAGCUUCACCAAACAGGAAUCGAUCUACCGGAGGACAGUACCAGUCUCUGUCUAGCACAGCCAACUUUGACGAUGUUUGCUAGACUCAGGACCUGAAGGGAAAGCAAACAGUUAAAACAUUUAAAUCUCAGGGAAAAAAAGAGGAAAAUAAUUCUGUCAAAUGUAUGUAUUGUAUUAUAAUGUGAAGGGUUAAAGUUAAACGUUUUAAACAACUGUUUUCUGUAAGACUCUGAAGAGUUGCUUAACUGUAAAGAGAUUGAAGCAUAAACCUUUUUUUGUACACCCAACUAUUGUCUCAAGCAAACAUUUGAGUGCUUAUCUUUUUUAGUGUGACCAAACUGACAUUGGACAUGAAGCCAGUCUGUCACAGGUCUGUUGUUUUUUAAGUAUUAAUAUCCAUAUAAAAUGUUAUGAGCAUUACAUUUAAAUAAAAAAGAGCAGUGUUCUGUUUGGGUUACUAUGACAA
Molecule: messenger RNA, 2584 nt
Organism: Solea solea (common sole)
Lineage: Eukaryota; Metazoa; Chordata; Actinopteri; Pleuronectiformes; Soleidae
Product: G-protein coupled receptor-associated protein LMBRD2B-like
Exons: 18
Coding region: 162-2201 (679 amino acids)
Biological process (GO): adrenergic receptor signaling pathway
Cellular component (GO): membrane
Source: RefSeq, a predicted model, not a curated record